Molecule: messenger RNA, 738 nt
Organism: Brenthis ino (lesser marbled fritillary)
Lineage: Eukaryota; Metazoa; Arthropoda; Insecta; Lepidoptera; Nymphalidae
Source: the annotation of a GenBank genome assembly
AUGAAAUCUUGCCGAAAAGCUCUUCUUUUGUCAUCUUCUAAUUGUCAUGGGUAUUCAUUGUUAGAAUUUUCAAAACAAGAAAUCUGUACAUUCCUACAAACGAAUCAUGUAUCUGAUCUAAUUUUUGUGCCGUAUGCACAAAAUGGAUAUGAUGAAUACACAAAAAAAAUUAAAGAUGUUAUUAAUCCAUGGGGAUUUAACGUGAGAGGUUUACACACCUUCUCUGACCCUGUUAAUGCUAUAAAUUCAGCUAAAGCAAUAUUUAUUGGAGGAGGAAACACUUUUCUGUUAUUAAAAACCUUGUAUGAUAAAAACUUAGUUAAUCUUAUUAGGGAAAGAGUUAAUGCUGGAAAUCUUUUAUACAUUGGCAGUAGUGCUGGAACAAAUGUAGCAACUAAAAGCAUCCAUACUACAAACGAUAUGCCUAUUACUUAUCCACCUUCAUUCGAUGGUAUUGGUAUAGUACCUUUUAACAUUAAUCCCCAUUAUAUUGACAAAGUAGAAAAUGAAACUCAUAAGGGAGAAACAAGAGAUCAAAGAAUAGGUGAAUUUAUGGAAAUGCCACAUGCGAAUCCAGUACUUGGGUUAAGAGAAGGCUGUAUUUUACAUGUUAAUGGAGAAUCUUUAAUACUCAAAGGUGUAGCUGGUGCUGUGUUAUUCAAAAAAGGGGAACCAAAAGUUGAAUAUCCAUCUGGAGCAGAUGUAUCAUUUCUAUUGGGAAAUGUGAAAGAUAUCUGU